Molecule: messenger RNA, 1227 nt
Organism: Rotaria sp. Silwood1
Lineage: Eukaryota; Metazoa; Rotifera; Eurotatoria; Philodinida; Philodinidae
Source: the annotation of a GenBank genome assembly
AUGUCAAACAAUACAAUUCCAUCGAUGGAAGCAUUACCAGUGGAAUUACUUCAUCGCAUUUUUGAUAAUCUUGAUACACAAACAAUCGUAUUUUCAGUUCGACCUGUAUGUCGAUUCCUUCGAUCAGUUGUCAAAACUUAUGAUCGACAUAUUUUGGAUUUGAAAUUAAUUUCAAAAUUAAAUUUUUAUACUCUCUGUCGAUUAAUUCAUCCACAGAAUGUUAUAUCAUUAAUACUUUCAAAUGAUGAAUUAACAUCAAAUCAAAUAGAUUUGUUUAUUUCGCUUGUUCGGCUUCGUCAAUUAACUCGACUUCGUUCUUUAGCUCUUCUUAAUAUCGAUGAAUUACAAUUAAACGUCAUUUUGAAACGCAUCAAUCUUACUAUACUUACUUUCUUCUCAUGUACUAUUAGAAAAUAUGAUGAUAGACGUAGAAAAACAACGAACGAACUUCUCACAUCAAUCAUCGCUCAAUCAUCUUUGGAAAAAAUUGAAUUCGAUAUUAAAUCUGAGAGAAUGCUACAGAUUUCAUGGCCAAUCAAUUGCACUAUUCAAUAUUUAACUAUCAACGAAAGCAUAACUAAAGAUAAUCUUUUUACAAUCCUUCAAUGUUCUUCUUAUUUACAUACAAUCAUUUUGAAAGAGAGUUGUAAUAAGAUUAUAAAUAAUAUUACUGUACCAUUUUCUCCUCCACAAUAUUUCCGACAAUUGAGAUCGUUAACGAUGGAGAAACUUGAUGUAAACAUUGAUAAACUGGAAUCAUUUCUAUUAUUAACACCAUCACUUGUUUAUUUAAAACUCAUUGAUGGAAAACAUAUGCUUGAUGGCAAACGAUGGGAACAAUUCAUUGAAAUAAAUCUGCCUCAUUUAGACAAAUUUGAAUUUUAUUUUGUCGAAUGUAGUUCGAUUAAAAAGACUGAAGCAGAUCUGGAGCUAAUUAUUGCUUCAUUUCGAACAUCAUUUUGGAUUGAACAUAAAAAAUGGUUUGUUAGUUGUGACUGUGAUAUGAAUUUCUCAAAUACUAUUUAUCUCUAUUCAUUACCAAUAUGCAAAUCUUUUCUCAUAUACGAAGUGAAGUCACAAAAACUUUCUUUAUCUAAUUAUAAUACAACGAGAGACAAUCAUCGAUCAAUAAUGAGUAAUGUCAAUUCACUACAAUUAUUUUUGGAAAAACCAUUACCUGAUCACGUUCAAGAAAAAGUAUGUUAUUUAACUGGUGUUAUGUAUUGA